Messenger RNA from Adineta steineri, 450 nucleotides. Lineage: Eukaryota; Metazoa; Rotifera; Eurotatoria; Adinetida; Adinetidae. The record is from the annotation of a GenBank genome assembly.
AUGUCACGUAAUAAUAAUUAUCAACAAAUACAAGAAGCGGCUUCUUCAAUUCCAUCAUCAACAAAAGAAUUUCUUCGUACUCAACAAAAGGAUAUUGUUUGUAAUGAUUGUGGUGGGAUUUCAGCAACUAAAGUGCAACAAUUAUUAUCAACACUCGAAGGUACUACACAAUUAUUCAAUACAACACCAUCUUCAAAUCGAAAAAAACCGAAUCGAUCGAUUUCAAAACCUAAGAAAAAAAAUUCCGCACGUAAUAAUAGUCAAAAAACUUCUUUACGAAAAAAUCUAAAGAAGAAAAAUCCGAAUAAACGAAUUAAACAACGAAAAGUAAAUACAAAUCGAAUUCGUUCAACAUUAUCAUCUCGAAACAAUAAUAAUAAUAAAAUUCGAUUAAAAUCAAAAAAAUCUCAUACAAUUAAAAACAAAAAACUAUCAUUGAAAAAAAAAUAA